This is a messenger RNA of Mangifera indica (mango), 1708 nucleotides long. Its product is annotated as hippocampus abundant transcript-like protein 1. Lineage: Eukaryota; Viridiplantae; Streptophyta; Magnoliopsida; Sapindales; Anacardiaceae. The coding region runs from base 457 to 1578 and encodes 373 amino acids. The record is from RefSeq and is a predicted model, not a curated record. Gene Ontology annotation, cellular component: membrane. The transcript is spliced from 15 exons. Gene Ontology annotation, molecular function: transmembrane transporter activity. Gene Ontology annotation, biological process: transmembrane transport.
AACAACAGAAGGAACUUAUCAAACAACCAACAUUAAAUUCAACUCUUUCUCUCUCCUUAUUCAAUUCCCUUCUAACUUAUUAACUUCUUCUUCAGUUCCUUCAGUUAUCUAAAUGACAACAACAUUCUGAUGAUUGAGUUUUUCCCCACCAGGUGGACUGCAAUGGCCUUUGAUAGCUGUGGGUUGUUGGAGUUAAGACCUCUGGUUCACUUGUUGUUCCCACUUUGCAUUCAUUGGAUUGCUGAGGAGAUGACCGUUUCUGUUCUUGUUGAUGUUAUUACUAAUGCUUUGUGUCCCGGGGAGUCCACUUGUUCUGAGGCUAUUUACAUUAGUGGUCUUCAACAAACGAGAAAAUUUUCUUGAAAUUUCGCUGGUUUCUGCAUCUUUUGCUUUCAUAAUUAUUGAGUUGAUCAUGAUAGCUGCUUACUUUUCUUAGAGGUUGUUGGAAUUUUCAAAAUGGUGUCAAUACCACUUAUAGGCCAGCUUGCAGAUGAGUAUGGCCGUAAACCACUGCUCCUUCUUACUGUCUCCUCCAUUAUAAUUCCUUUCUCUUUACUUGUUUUUAAUCAGUCCAGAGAUUUUGUUUAUGCAUAUUAUGCACUUCGAACUAUAUCAAAUAUUAUAAGCCAAGGGAGCCUCUUCUGCGUCGCUGUUGCUUAUGCGGCAGAUUUUGUGAGUGACAGCAAAAGAGCUGCAGCAUUUAGUUGGAUUACAGGCCUGCUUUCUGCAUCGCAUGUCUUAGGAAAUUUAUUGGCUUUUCUCCUUCCCGACAACUGCAUUUUCCCGGUGUCAACAGCUCUCUUGAUCUUUUGUCCUGUUUACAUGCAUUUCUUUCUGGUUGAGACAGUUGAAUCAGCUCCCAGGAGAGACCAAGAAUCAACUUUCUUGCACAAGGUAGUUAUGGUCCUCGAAGAAAGAUACAAAUCAAUGCGAAAUGCUGCAUUUAUAGUUAUUAGCAGUCCAACACUCAAAGGAAUUUCUUUUGUUUCCUUUUUUUAUGAGUUGGGAAUGUCCGGCAUCAGCAGUGUCUUAUUUUAUUAUUUGAAGGCAGUUUUUGGUUUUAGCAAGCAUCAAUAUUCAGAAAUCCUAAUGAUAGUCGGAGUAGGUGCUAUUGCAUCGCAGAUUGUGGUGCUACCUCUUCUCAAUCCUUUGGUCGGAGAAAAGGUGAUACUAUGCAUAGCCUUGCUUGCGUCAAUAGCUUAUGCAUUGUUCUAUGGCUUGGCUUGGGCAUCUUGGGUACCAUACCUAAGUGCCUCAUUUGGUGUUAUUUAUGUCCUUGUGAAACCUUCUACUUAUGCCAUCAUUUCAAAGGCUUCAAGUUUAAACAAUCAGGGAAAGUCACAAGGAUUUAUUGCUGGCAUAGAAGCAAUAGCAAGUUUUUUAUCACCACUUGCAAUGAGUCCCUUGACUUCAUGGUUCCUUUCAAGCAAUGCCCCUUUCAACUGCAAAGGUUUCAGCAUUGUCGUCGCAUCUAUAUGCAUGAUGAUUGCGUUGGUCUUUGCUUGCAUGCUCAAAACAGAAAAUCAUUCAACCAGAGACAAAGAGGAAGAAGAUAUUGAGACACCAAUUUUAAGUUGAAGCUACUUGUAAUUAUAUCCAAUUCAAGUAGUUUGCUGAAAGAUACUGUUCUGAGGCAAUUAUCUCAUUGUUUUGAGUACACAAAUUUCCUUGGAAAUUUCUUCCGAAUUAUUGCUUUAAAACUACAUCA